AUGUCCUCUGUUCAUGCAGCCCAGGACAAUGAGAACGACAGCCAUUCAUUGGCGUCCAACGCCUCUGAGGGUGAACCUCAUUCAAGGACUCCUCAUAUCUCCCAGGAUCAAGGUCCAGAGGUCGAGAAUUUGACGUCCUAUUCUCGCCGUCGACGACGCAAAUCGAGGCGCAGGACAAUGGGCAUGGAGCGUUCUGAGUAUAUUGUCAGAGGGAAUGAUCCAUUUGACUACGAACAGAAAUUCCCAGAGGAUAAGCAGCACGAGGAGCUUGGGCCAACAGCUAGGGUGUGGAGAACAUACCUUGAAGAAUGUGUUCCAUUUGAUAUUGAGAUGGUGGAAGGGUGGAGAGACGGUCUAGAUGUUCUCCUCGUCUUUGCUGGUCUUUUCUCAGCGGUUGUCACGACAUUUGUUGCUCAGACAUCACAGAGCCUCCAGGUUGAUUAUGGCGCGGUCACUGCCUCACUUUUAAUCGAGCUCAUCAAUGUCCAACGCUCUGCAUCGAACGGUUCCCUCGUAAACGACGUCCCUCGCUCAGACCUCACCUUUCAUCCCUCGGCGUCCGACUCAUGGGUCAAUGGCUUGUGGUUCACGAGUCUCUCACUGAGUCUCACUACUGCACUGUUCGCUGUCUUGACAAAACAGUGGAUCCACCAGUACAUGUCCCAAUGGGGUGUAGCCUUCAUUAUUGGACUCCUUCCUGUCCUGAUGAGUGCAUCGCUUGCUGUAUUCCUUGUGGGAUUGGUUCUUUUUAUCAUCCCCUUGCGUGUGUCUAUUGCCAGUGUCGUUGGAGCAAUCACGUUUAUAUCGUUUUCGGCCUAUAUCGUCACCAACUUCCUUCCGAUCUUAUACCCUUCAUGCCCCUACAAGACUCCGUUGUCACAAUACAUAUUCCCUCUGUACACCUAUAUCUUGCACAAUGGCGUUUUCAACUGGCUGAUCUCUCCGAUCUCCAAACUUGGGGCGGGGCCACCCCAUAAAUCAACCUCUGACACUCCUGCAGUUCGCACGCUGAGGGGUGCUGAACGUGCGGCUGUGGAUGCUAGUGCCGAUGAAACGGAUGUGCAAGCACUUUCUUGGCUCAUUCAUAUGUCGUCGAACCCUAGCGUGGAGAAGAUUGUGAUAGAAUCAACGGGUGCUUUGCCGCUCAAGUCUGUGCAUCCUCUCAAGCGCCAUAUAACCCAUAUCUCUCGCACAUGUUCUACAGCCCUCAAAUCCUUUGCCUGCCGACAAGAGAUCUCCGUGCAUGAACUUAGUCAAGUGGAUCGUCUCCUUCGAGCCCAUCUCUGCUUCACGGACUGGCCCAUUUAUUAUACUAGUAGAAUACCACGACCUGCCAAGGAAUGCCUCUCGCCUGCCAUUUACGCAGACCUUUUGUCUAUUGACCCACUUUGUGAAACGGAGAUCAGAGAACUGAUCAUAUCGAACUUGAAAGCCGGACCCAGUGACCCUCCCGCUCUUCAGUUACAGCCCAUAGUAUGGGCAUAUCUCCUUCGGAAGCUUGAUCCAUCCAAUCCUGAUAAUUUUGGAGUGAUGCAGAUGUUAUUCACAAAUAUACCGCGGUCGUAUUGGAGUGCUGAUUUUACUCCUUCUCAAUUCAUUAUGUGUAGUGGUAUAACAAUCCUUUACGGAGAUACCGCCGUGGCUACCCUUGGGACAGCGAUUCAAGAGUCUUUGUACCCAUAUGUUGCUGAAGUCAUGCUUCGAAUGUGUGGUGAACGCUUCAUGUCCCCCCUGAAUCCCACCUCUCAGGAUCCGCGACUCCCUCUUCUCUUGAGCAUGGCCGACUCACCCUCUAUACGAAGCAUGCCCAGCUCCACCUUUCAUUUCCAUGAUAGUUUGUUUAUCGGGAUAAUACGAGGCAUUGGUGACUUCCUAGGCGUGAAAUCACUUCGAUCAUAUGAUGGCGACAUACCUACUGUCCCCUUAGAUGAUAAUCGUCAAGCUGUCCUGGAAUUUCUAUUCACGCUGAUCUCGCCCGUUGAAUUCGACAAUACUUUAACUCCCCCCGAGUGGAACUAUGUCUUGAUAAUUUUCCUUCGUGUUCUGAAUUCCACAUCGCCUCACCCACCAUUCCUUGCCGAAGACUGGUGCACACCACAGUUAGCCACCAAAUUUGUGCGAAACACUUUGGAGGGCACUUCACGCUGGCAAUAUUCUAAUGCCUCUGAACUGGGUACUUAUUUCUUCCGGUCCACCUCCUUCACCAAUGAGACUGUGGCUUAUUUUGUAUCAAGUUUCUUUAAACACCUGUGCACACAGGACUCCAGUCCUACUGUAUCAAUAUUUUUGAGCUUGAUUGUCACCAUCCUCGCAUCCGAGAAUUCGGAUAUUCAUAUACGCCAGCAAUCACUGGAAUAUUUGUAUGAGCCCAACAAUCUGUUCACUUCUUGCAGUACCCUCAUUGAGUGUGGUCAAUCGGGGACUCUUCGUCGCCUUGCUCUCCUCCGUCCCAAGGACCCUGCCUGGUCUGGCUGUCUACAGAGGCUGCAAGACUUUGAACUCCAAGAAGGGAUAUGGAAUCAACCCCGUAUUAUCGUGGCCAAUUUCAAAGUGUUUAUCGAAGGUGGGUGUGUGGGUACAUUUGGGGAGGAUGACAUGGCAUCUUCCAAUCCCCCGGGACCAGUUCAAGGAGAAAACGACAAUUCUCCACAGCAUCCAUGGUCAACGGUGUGGCAGUAG
Molecule: messenger RNA, 2679 nt
Organism: Desarmillaria tabescens
Lineage: Eukaryota; Fungi; Basidiomycota; Agaricomycetes; Agaricales; Physalacriaceae
Exons: 4
Coding region: 1-2679 (892 amino acids)
Source: RefSeq, a predicted model, not a curated record